UAUCUAUGUACAUGUACAUGGUAUUAUAAACAUCAUACAAAUUGUUAAACACAUAUACAAACUGUACCAAAACAUUGAAUAGUUAAUGCAUCAUGGAUUAUCCCAGCUUCAGUUUUGAAGACAUGGAUGCAUCGUUAUCUAAUUUUCUAGAGGAGACUUUGAGCCGAGUUUCACCACUGCCUGUCACGAAGGACACACAUGUUGAUGUCAAGAAUACAUCACUGGGGCAAAAGCUGGUCAAUUGUCCGUCCUCUCAGCUCAAAUACACCGAUGGUAAAGAAGGUGGCUCUGAAAGAUGCACAGAUAUUGGAGUUGAGACAGUGAGUAAGGCAUCUGACUUUGGAGGUUGUAUGACCACAUUGAUAGGAACACAAGAAGGAGUAGUGACUUCAGAUGAUGACAUACAUAGGUUCAUAGUUGAACACGGAAGCACGGCAAACUCAGGCCAUGAAUUGGAUAAUCCCAACUUCUACACCCUAGAAGCACCUUCUGUUACCAUGGCUACAAGUGAUGUUAAAGGAGUACAAUACGAAAAUAGCUCAGAUUUGUUAAACAUGGGUCAAAAUUCUUAUGGCAGUUUCAGUGUUAAUACAAAUGUGCCACAAGAAUCAAACACUUACACGCAAGGUGAAAAUCACGUGGUUUAUACCACUGGACAUGACUACCAUUCUUUAUCUGCUGGACAAAACACACACAGUCCACUUACUGAGCCUUCUUACAUGGAUAGUGAGCCUCAAGAGGCUGUCUUUGUAAUGGGAGAAACUGAAAUACAUUCCAGUGAACCUACAUGUAUCAGUAUUAUGGAAACCACAACUUCAGAGCAUGAUAUAGACCAGGCAUUAGAUCUCAUCAUCGAUCACAACCGUGACAUUCCAGCAACAAACCAGGCAGAUAGUGAUAUUUCUCAUCAACACUUGUCCAGUUCAUCACUACCACAGUUAUCAGGACAGCCUACUGGGGAAGACGAUAGUUCAAAAAUGAAGCCUAGAGAAAAGAAACGACGAAGACGGGAGAAGAAUCCGGCCCCACCUCCUGAGGCGAUACUGCCCCCGUGUAAAGUGUGUGGUGAAAAAUCGUCAGGCUAUCAUUACGGCACAAACACUUGUGAACCAUGCAAGGCAUUUUUCCGACGCACAUUGAAGAAGAAAGAGGUGGACUACAAGUGUAAAUGCUGCCAUGGCGAGCAGGAAAUAUGGAAACAGGGUCCCUACAAAAACGGCUGCCCAGCCUGUCGCUAUGAACGAUGCCUCACUGUCGGCAUGUCCAAAAACGCAAUCAAAAUUGGAAGAUAUACAAUCAGCCAUAAAACAAGCAAUAUCAAACAAGUAAAAAGCCUGGAGUCCAGAGAAAGAACCAGUCAAGCCGACGGAGCAGACAACAGUCCGGUGAACCUUGUGACCAGUCCACAACCUCCUGAAGAGUCCCAAGGAGACAUUUUAAAUGUCCAAGAUCCACAACCAGGACCAAGUGGUUGCAACACAGAUGAAACUCAGGCCGCGAGAAGCUUGAUUGAGAUCGCUUUUUCCCAGGCGAUUUCACAAACCAGUCCACUAUCCAACGUUGAACUGUCAUCCCCUAUAUCAUCUGCCACCUCCUCGUCUGCCCUAGAUUCAGACUACGCUCUCAGCCCAACCUCCUCCAUCGCCUCCCUAGAACCCUCAGGAUCACAGGGUCGGCCAGUGGCAUCCAUCUCCAAUACUCCAUCUUACCUAAAAUCUGGGAUGACACUGAAAGAGAUUGAUACAACAGUUAAGAUAGUUACAGAGGCUCACCAGAGCACAGGGGUGAUCCCAGAACGAUCAGCUGAUGAGAUCAAGAGGAGGCAGGCUGAGUACCUGGAGAAGUACAAAUUGAAGACACAGCUGUUCGGGGAAAUGAGAGCAAUUUCCCGGGCCGAGUUUGCAGAGUUUUAUAAGGCAACAGGAAUUGAUAUCGAUGGCCGUCAUGGGGAAAUUGAAGCUGCUCUGGAAUUUUUCCAGAAGAGAAUAGCAUUCAUAGUGGCGUUUGCAAAAGCCAUACCUGGUUUCAAGGAUUUGUGUUUGGACGACCAGGCAUCAUUAAUCAAAGUUACCAGAUUUGAAAGCACCGUUAUAAGUGCCUACAAGCAAAUGCUGGUCAACGUUAACAAGUCCACUGAAGUAGUGGUCACUCCAUGGGGUCGGACAUUUCACCUGAGCGAGCUCGAGCGCUUUUUCCCAAUAGACAUUAUCAAGUUAAGAUACAAGAUGGCUGUUCGGCUGAAUGCAUUGGGACUCUCACUACAGGAGGAGGCUAUUCUAAGGGGCAUCGUAGCAAUGUGCCCAGAUCAGUGUGAGUUGAAGGAUAGAGCCAAAGUGGAAAGCAUUCAGGAGAAGCUGUUUGUGUGUUUACAACACAUGUUGAAUGUUCGCCACGGAGGGACGGGAAACCUGCUCUACAAGAUCGUGGACAUUAUCACUGAAUUGCGCACGUUGACAGAACGCGACGCUCAGUUCACUAGAGGGGUCUUCAACGAUAUGAACCCUCAUUUCAAGGAAAAAUUCUCAUUGUUAAGAGAAUUUAUUACCUGAUUAUUGAAUAACAUCAAGUGUGGUCAGACAAUGUAAUGUGAUUGGUUAGCGUUAAGUUAUUCUAUUAUUAAGUUUGUGUUUAAGUCAAUUGGUUUUCAAGUCAUAUUUUCAAGUAAACAGUUACUAUUUUCAUUAUUUUGCUAAUUCUAUUUCAUUUGUAUACAAAGGAUAGCCAGUGUUUAAAAUGUACUAUACUAGGGUUAGCUUAGUAAAAGUGACACUUUUAUUUAAAAUCAAUACAUACACAUGCGUAAAAAAACAAAUUUUAAGUGAUAAACUUGUAACUACUCACUAAAUAAUGCAUUUAUGGAAAACAUUAAUUACUAAUAACAUGAUUGUAACCAUGUAUCUAAUAGCUUAUUUAAAAUCAUACAUUCACAUGCAUAAGAAACAUAAAUUUUAAGUGAUAAACCCUUAACUUCUUAUUAAAUGAUGCAUUUAUGGAAACUAUUAAAUACUGAUAACAAGAUUGUAACCAUGUAUUAAAUAGCUGAAAACAUAAAUAUUGAAUGACUGGUUUGUCCUAAAAGUUGUACAGAGAUCAACUAUCAUCUCAUUAGGAAGAAAAAAACAUGUUUACUGCACUUAAACAUGGUUUUAAUAACUUCAUAAAAAACAUUGUUUUCGAUUUGUAUUCAUGAUUGUCGUUAAAUUAAAACAAUUGUACUUAUUGUGGUACAUAUUAUUUGGGAGUAAGAGUGCAUCUUUAAAAGUUUGAUUGAAUAUUUCUAAUUUAAUUACAGUAGUUUUUUUGGGGACAUUCAGAGGAGGGUGAAAAAGGGGACAACCAGAUUAGGUGAAAUACUGAAAUUGCUGUGCCUCAUAUUUUGUUUAAACUGAUACUCAUAAAAAUGCAUAAUAUUAAGAUGGCAGCUGUAAAAUGCUUUUGAAUUUCAGAUUUGUUUGAAUGAUUAUGUUUUUGUAUUUUACUAUUAAAUUAGCAAUUACUGUAA
Mya arenaria is the source of this 3502-nucleotide messenger RNA. Its product is annotated as nuclear receptor ROR-alpha B-like. The transcript is spliced from 11 exons. Gene Ontology annotation, molecular function: nuclear receptor activity; RNA polymerase II cis-regulatory region sequence-specific DNA binding; zinc ion binding. Gene Ontology annotation, biological process: positive regulation of transcription by RNA polymerase II; cell differentiation; hormone-mediated signaling pathway. NCBI's taxonomy places the organism in Eukaryota, Metazoa, Mollusca, Bivalvia, Myida, Myidae. The coding region runs from base 93 to 2549 and encodes 818 amino acids. The record is from RefSeq and is a predicted model, not a curated record.